UCGGGAUUUCCGGGAGUAAGAGAAAGCGGGAUGUGCACACUGCUGCCGCGCCCACGUCCCUUACGGCCGCCACAUCCUGCAGAGCCGUGAAGGUUCCAAUCUUUAUUUGAGAGUCACCAGAAGACUGACAGCUUGUCUGGCUGCUCCCUGGGUCACGUGGCAGGCAGGAUCACGUGACACCCGGGAGCCCGCCUGUAGGGGUCUGUUGCCCUGACAACAGCCCGCUCGCCGGGACUUUCCGGGAGAGCGCGGGCUCCCAGGAGCAGUGUUUCCAAUGCUGUGAAUAAUUUUAAGAUACUUGCUUUGUGACGUGAAAAUUACUAACCAUGGCUCACUAUUUCAAAGUAGACCUUGAUGAAGAAUUUGAACGGUUUAUGAAGGAGCUUUCAGAUGAUUCUUUUGAAAAUUCAAAUAAAACACCUAGACAACCUAAUGAAGACAACAAAGAAAUGAAGAAGAAAGACCCAGUGCCUUGGUGGAUAGCCGAAGAUGAUUUUGAAGAUGAUGGAUUGCUUGGAACAAAUGUGAGCUAUUUGAAGACAAAGAAGACAUAUCAGCCUGUUAUGGACACAGAGGAGGAAUCUGCUGAAAAAGUUCAGUUUCUUAAGAGCAGUGGAACCUCCAUCUUAAGUGUUGACAGCUUAGAAGCUAAUGAAUUGGUUGUUUCUGAGCCCCAUCAUAGCACUCUUGGUUUGGGCUUGGACACGUUAGAAGAACAAGAGGAGAAAGAGCAGUUCUUUGCCAGGCUUGAGAAAGGCUUGACGUCUUCUAUUGAUUAUUCGAAAUUAAAUCAAGAACUAGAUUCUGACGACUCUGCACAAUUGAAAGCUUUACAUAGAUAUCCACGUAAUACAGAGCCAGCUGAAGAUGGAUGUGAGAAUGAAUCAGAACAAGAGGAACUGCCAGGAGGAAGAGAAAACUGGCAUGCUGGCUAAUGUUGUGCUGCUUGAUUCCUUUGACUCUGUUGAAGAUGUUGGCCUUAGCAGUCAAGAGAAAGCAACCCCUAAAGCAAAGGCCCCUCCAGAAAUAACAGACGACGGACCAGCAGAAACAGGUGUUCCUUAUGGACAAAGCAGUGGUGACACUGAAGCCCUGCACCAAGCUUACUGUCAUGUAGCUCAUUCUCUGGGAGACACAGGCGAACCAAGAAUUGAGGCUAGCACUGUGCAAACUGUCAGGAGCUCCAUAAAAGAUGGUCUUCAAGAAAACGAAGAGUCUUCAAAGAACGUCUCUACCACCGAGUCCGAUUUGCCCACAGUGGAGGAGCUGAUGCAGCCUAUCAGGAUCGAUUCCUAUGGGAUCAGGGCCUUUGACUUGCAGCCUAUCAGCCUUAAGAAAGCAACGGACAGUAAAGAAGCUGAAUCUGUAGGCUCUUUACCCCUGAAGACAAACACAAACACUGUGUCUCAAGACACUAGACAUGCGAUCCAAUUUCCCCACAAACACGAUGAGAGUGUGGUUCUACACAGGACAGCAGAUGAGGGCAUGGGCAGCAGCUGUCCAGCUACAGAGGAGCAUUUGGACAAAAUGUAUCUGGAGAUUUUGAAGAAGAAAACAUCAGUUAACCCCUCACUAUUACCUCAGGAUGACAAAAUGAACCAGACUUCCAGGUCCCAGCUCGGGGCUGGGGAAGAGGUGCCUGUCAUUGGUAAACAGGUUCCAUGUAAGAAGGCCAGAAGCACACCUUCUUUGCCUAAGAGAAAGCCACAGAGUGGACUGUACGCAUCAGCUCGGAGCUCAGGCUACGGCAAACCCAGUUCACCACUCCAGUUAUUUUCAGCCCUUGAAAAGAAAACUUCAAAGGAUAAUACAAAAACUAAAAGUGUGAGAUCCAUUCCCACCUCAAAUCAAUUUAGAAAAAGAGAAAUACUAUCUGGAACAAAACUCAUCAAGCCUGCAGCUUCGAAUAAACCAUCCCCUCACCGUGAAGGUAGCCCAGCUACACCCAAGAGACCUGAAGACCCCUCAGAUGAUUCCUUUGUUCAGUUACAGACUGAGCCUUUGGGAUCCUACGGUGGGAACAGAGAGAAAGAGUUACUAAUGUUGAAAAGAGCUCAGGAUGCGGAGGAAAAAUGGACGGGUGCACAAGCACUGAUGGAGCAAAUGAAAAUGACAUUCUGUGAGAAGGAGAAGGAACUGGAGAACACAGUGGAAAGCCUCAAGAGGCAACAGGAGAGAGAGCUCUUCAGACUGAACCAAGAGAACUACAUUCUCCAGGCCAAGUUAAGUAGCUUUGAAGAAACAAGCAGAAAACAGAGGUGGCUACAAUUUGGAGAAACAUCUGACCCCCUCACUGGAGAGAAACUGAAACAAAUUCAAAAAGAGAUACAAGAGCAAGAGACACUUCUUCAAGGCUACCAGCAGGAAAAUGAAAGGUUGUAUAAUCAAGUAAAAGAUCUUCAGGAACAAAAUAAGAAAAAUGAAGAGCGAAUGUUUAAAGAAAAUCAGAAUUUAUUUAGUGAGUUGGCCUCUUUAAAAGAACAGAUGCACAAAAAUCAUUUUCUGUCUCAAGCAGUUGAAAAUACAGAACCCACAAAAAACCAGAGUUUUACAGAUCUUCUAGCAGAAUUACGGGCGGCACAGAAAGAAAAAAACCACCUCAUGGAAGACAUCAAAAGACUGAAGCAAGACAAACAAGCUCUGGAGGUAGACUUGGAAAAAGUUAAGAGAGAGAGGGACCAAGCCAAAGAUCAAAUCGCCUAUGCCACAGGUGAAAAAUUAUAUGAAAUAAAGAUUUUAGAAGAAACACAUAAACAAGAAGUGAGUCGUCUACAAAAGCGACUACAGUGGUACGCUGAAAACCAGGAGCUUCUGGAUAGAGACGCAGCUCGCCUCCGAGAGGCCAAUGAAGAGACUGAGAAGCUGAGAUUAGAGAUUGAAAAACUGAAAACUGAGUCUGGGAGCCCAGCUACUCAGCAGAGGCUGCGCUCAAAGGAAAGAGCUCUUGAUGCCAAAAGAAUUCAGGAUCUGGAGCGGCAGGUUAAAGAAAUGGAAGGGAUUCUGAAGAGAAGGUAUCCCAACUCUUUGCCUGCUUUGAUACUGGCUGCCUCGGCAGCUGGUGAUUCGGUAGAUAGAAAUACAGUGGAGUUUAUGGAGAGAAGAAUAAAAAAGCUAGAAGCUGAUCUGGAGGGCAAAGAUGAAGAAGCCAAGAAAAGCCUUCGCACCAUGGAACAGCAGUUUCAGAAAAUGAAGAUUCAGUACGAACAGCGGCUAGAGGAGCAGGAACAGCUGCUUGCCCACAGGCAGAAGGAAGCUCCGCAGAGCCAGCGUAACAGCUCAUCCAGGCUGAAGGCCCUUGAGACAGAACUUGGGGACAUAAAGGAAGCCCAUCAGAUCACUGUAAGAAAGCUGGAAGCUGAAAUAGAUGUUCUCAAACAUCAAAAUGCUGACUUAGAACACAAGAAGAAUGACAAAGGAGAUCAGGGCCUCCAGUCCAUAGAGUUCCAGGUGGAGCAGGCGCAGGCCAGGGCAAAACUGGCGAGACUCAAUGAAGAGCUGGCAGCGAAGGGGAGAGAGAUACAAGACCUUACAAAGACCGUGGAGAGGCUCCAGAAGGAGAGAAGGAUGAUGCUGUCGAGGCAGAUCCCCAGGAGCAGAGAGGAGACGGCUGCCAAAAGGCUGAAGAAAGACCCAAACAGAGGACAUGGGAAUGCUUUCCCUGAAACCCUGGAUGGCAAACUGUAUCACCCACACACCUUUACUGACUCUCAUAUUUCGGAGGUCUUAGAAGAAAACUACAGAUUGAGAAGUGAGCUGGAGGGCUUAAUUUUAGAGAGAAGUAAGCUGAAGAUGGAAUCUGAGGCAGCAGUAUGCCAACUUGAAAACUCCAUGAAAAGGGUCAAGGACGACGCUGCAGCGCACAUUGCGUCCCUCAAAGCAUCUCAUGAGAGGGAAAUAGAGAAACUCCUUUGCCAAAAUGCAAUAGAAAACUCCUCUUCCAAAGUAGCUGAACUGAAUCGCAAAAUCGCAACUCAAGAGGUACUUCUAAAACAUUUCCAAGGUCAAGUUAAUGAGCUGCAGGGUAAACAGGAAUCCCUUGCAGUUUCUCAAGUUCGAGAAGAAAUCCUACAGAAACAGAUUACAAAACUCUUGGAAGAAUUGAAAGAAGCCAAAGAAAACCACACACCAGAGAUGAAGCAUUUCAUGGGCUUAGAAAGGAAGAUCAAGCAGAUGGAGAUGAGGCAUAGGCAGAGAGAGCAGGAGCUCCAACAGAUAAUACAGCAAACACGCCAAGUAGUAGAAACAGAGCAAAACAAGGAAGUUGAGAAAUGGAAAAGACUUGCACAGUUAAAGAAUCGGGAGCUGGACAAGUUCCGCACAGAGCUGGACUCCAUACUGGACGUUCUGAGGGAGCUGCACCGACAAGGGGUUGUGGUCCCCAUGGCUCUCGCAGGCGAAGAGAACACAGCAGAGUUUUAGUCGGAACUUGGAUCUGAGUGACCACAUUGUAAGACAGAUGAAAACCUGCUGCUGUUGGGACAGGCACCACACAGCCAUGCGUGACCACCACCAGAGUAACAUAUCAGAAUAAACUGCCAUGAGCCAACAGGAGAGAACAUACAUGUUGAUUUAUCUUACUGAAAACCAUUAAACAUUUGAGAAAUGAGCAGGUUCCAUGACGUCAGAAGACUGUGACUAGCAAGGUUACUGUGAAAGGGCUCACUCCCAGGCUACAGUGGAAGAGGAGCGCGCACACCCUCAGCCACACUUUGUAGAUUAAAUUAUUUUGCAUUUUCUGUCAGACCGGAAAUCAGCUCUUUCUCAUGAAACAGAUAGAUGGAUGAGAGCCUCGUGCUGAGGACAGUCUCUGCCGCAGUCUCCAACCCGCAGAGACAAGAAUGACACAGACACCAAGAGGGGUUCACACAGCUUCAGCUUCUUUUAUACUUGCAACUUUUUUUACUUAGGACAAGGGCUAUAUUUAUACAGUAGCAGCAACUGACCUCAUCUUGCUCCACACCACCUCAUCCAAUCAGAAUCACACACACUCCAGGCACGAGCUCAGAUCAGUCACAGAUAGGCUGACAGAUCCGGAUCACAAGAAUAAUCUAACUUGGCAGGCAGCUUACACAUGCAGUCUCACUGUGAAUGUCCAGGCAAGGCAGUAAUAAACAUGUGGGUUUCACGGGGCCUGGCAAUGGGCCAGGGUGCCAUCUUGGCCCAUGCGGCCGCACCCACUUCCCACACCUCCCCCUUUUUGUUUUAUUAGUAGCUCUGAGAUCAGCAUCUGUCUUAGGUUGCCCCCAUCCGUGCCACAUCCUUACCCGUCAUGGGAGUGACGAACUCACUUUCGCCAUCCUGUCUUAGGUUGGUAUGCGCACGUGAGGGUCUUACCCGUCAUUGAUUACUGAUCCAGCAUGUUGAGCCAACGUUGGGGGGAUGUUCCAGCUUCCAAGGCUGCCAUAGCCUGCACUAAGGCUCGUUUAUCAGCCCUGUGCCGCCUUCGCAUAUGUGCCAUCCACCAAAGCAUUCCUCCAUACACAAAAGUCAGCAGGAGGACCCAAAAGGCCAUCCCUCCCCAAUUUUUUUAAGAAUCACACAGUUCCCUGGAUGAUCUCCAGCCAUUGCUUUGCAGUUGUAAUCUCCACACGGGUGUUGUUCAUGGCAACAAUUAAUGCUCGCAAUUCCUUCAUCUUUGUGUCGAGAUCCUAGCAGCAUCGCACCAAUUGCAUGUGACAGAUUUGCAGCUCUGGAAAAAUUCUGAUACUGAACAGAGGUUACACACAUUCCUGGCAUAUGAGUAAUGCAGGAAGCAAAUAUUAACUGUUCCAACAACAGCUUGUGCAGGUUGAUAGGGAAAUACAUGAGCUUGGGGUUGAUUUCCUUCAACAUAAACUACUCCCACACCACCUUCAGAUCCAUCAGUAAAUAUAUUAACAGCACCUGGGAUUGGCUCAGUCCGGGUAAUUCUGGGGUAUAUCAUAGGAUUUCUCAUGACCAACUGAAGCCAAUUAGUGGAGGCAAGUACCUCAAUCUGUUUUACAUCAGGUUGUUUACCAAAAGCUCCUCACCCCACCUUUAUACCCUUAAGAAUUAGCUGGCUUUCUUACCUCUGCUUACCAAAAUUUCUCCGUACACCAUUUUUACUUUCAUUUUAGACACAGUUGAAUCCAUGUUGCUGAAAUUCCCUUCGUCUCUAUUCCUGAAAACCUUAGUGCUCCGUCCCCUUUUUUCUGGGGAACCUGUCAGGCCUAUGCUUUUCCCUUCAUCUGUAUUCCUGAGAACCUUAGUGCUCCGUCCCCUUUUUUCCAGGAAACCUGACAGGCCUGUGCUUUCUUUACUUACCGUUGCUUACCAACACGAUGAGUUCCCCAUACGGGCCACCACUUGCCACAGCUUACCAAAAUUUCCCCGUACAGGCCACCACUUGCCGCAGUUUCCUACCCCACAGAGACAAGAACUACACAGACACCAAGACAAGUUUACGCAGCUUCCGCAGCAGCUUUUUCCACUUUACUUGGGGCUUUUCUUACUUAGGGCAAGAGAUAUAUUUAUACAGUAGCAGCAACUGACCUCAUCUCGCUCCACACCACCUCAUCCAAUCAAAAUCACACACGCUCCAGGAACGAGCUCAGGUCGGUCACAGAUAGACUGACAGAUCUGGAUCACGAGGAAUAAUCUAACUUGGCAGGCAGCUUACACAUGCAGUUUCACUGUGAAUGUUUGAGCAAGGCAGUAAAUGUGGGUUUCACGGGGCCUGGCAAUGGGCCUGGGCACCAUCUUGGCCCAUGCGGCCGCACCCACUUCCCACAAGUCUCAUCAGCUGUCAGCAGAGUGUAGUGUCCUCAGUUUAAAUGACAGUUUUAACUUCCAUUCAGGGAAACAAGUUCUCCGGGGCCUUUUGCACCUGAUAGAAAGUGACAGUGGCACAGUUUGACAUGUCUGUUGCUGGAGGGCAGGUCUAGUAAACGACAAUCAGAUACAAACAAUACACAAAGCUUUUCCUUUUCUGUUGAAAAAGAAAUGUCCAUUAGAAAAAAUAAAAAUGUGUUUAAAAGUAGCUAGUUUAUUUUAUAAUCCCAUUUAUAAAAGUAGAUGAGGCAUGUGUGUGAUUUCUGUAAAUGAAAGCUGCUGCCAGUUUGUUUUCAUGUCUCUCUGGAAAUGAAGCUGUGUGUGGAGAUGCACCUGGUGCCUGCACUGGGUGCUCCUGGAUCUGUGUGGAAGAAAGAAGCAGUGAUGUGAAGACGCCUGAGCUCCAGACAGCACGACGAGAGCUGCACAGUGAGGUUUAACUUUUAGUUUAAAAUGUAAAACGAAACUGUGAACUAAGACUUUAGAGUAUAUUUUACAUCAGUAGCACAUCUUGUGUUAGAUGACAUUCCAACUGCCCGUGCCAGCAAAUGCAGUCCUGAAAUAAUACUUGCAAAGUAGAAUGUUUCCUAAGGAACGGGUGGGCAAGUCUUAGUGAACUCAUGAGCAAAGGUUGUGAAGUAAAUCCCCUGUUAAAUAGAAGCGUAAUCAUCCUAAUGCCGACGUUUUAUCAUGCAUUUUCUCUCUGAGAGGUUUUCUUUCCAUGUACAGCAUUUCAAAGUUGUAAUACAAAUAAUUUAUUUUAUUAUUUA
This is a messenger RNA of Mus musculus (house mouse), 7562 nucleotides long. It is a transcript of the gene Cep162, whose product is annotated as centrosomal protein 162. The record is from RefSeq and is a predicted model, not a curated record. Gene Ontology annotation, cellular component: spindle; centrosome; centriole. Gene Ontology annotation, biological process: cilium assembly. Lineage: Eukaryota; Metazoa; Chordata; Mammalia; Rodentia; Muridae. Bases 868 to 4419 code for a protein of 1183 amino acids. The transcript has 26 exons.